Messenger RNA from Akanthomyces muscarius, 1290 nucleotides. RefSeq lists its product as uncharacterized. The record is from RefSeq and is a predicted model, not a curated record. NCBI's taxonomy places the organism in Eukaryota, Fungi, Ascomycota, Sordariomycetes, Hypocreales, Cordycipitaceae. The transcript has 3 exons. The coding region runs from base 1 to 1290 and encodes 429 amino acids.
AUGAAUGUGAACCAGGUCGGCUAUGACCGACGACUGGCCAUGAUUCAGACCAUUUUAGGUGAUUUCGGAUUAAGGUCCGAAGCUGUUACGCCAAUAGCUUAUUCACUGCAAUUUCCAUUCCCUUUUAACAAUUUCAUUUAUAAAAUCAAUCUGCAGGAGCCAGCAUUGGCCAAGCAUUUUCCCGGCAGGCAGCCAGGAACUGCUCAAGCACCUGACACCGGCCUUUCUACCUUCAUCAUUCGUAUGAGCAACUUGAAAGUGGCGGACUUGAAUCACACAAACCGGGUGGAAAAUGAAGUGGCAUGCUCUGCUUUAGCGCGGGAGGCUCUGAAUGCGGCCGGGCUCAACGGUCUCAUUCCCAAGAUUUACGCCUGGAUACAGCCCAAGUCCUUGGAGGAGCCAGAAGAGGAGAAUUUCGGAUGGUCGAUCUGCGAAUUCAAGACUGGCAAGGACCUCGACACGGAAUUUCCAAAAUUGUCUACAGAAGACCAGCAGAGGGUGAUCCUGCAGAUUGCUGACAUCUACGCCGCACUGCAAAAAGCUGUUAUUCCACCCACUGCAGAUAAAUUUGGCGGCCUAGCUUUUGACAGCCAUGGAAAUAUGGUUAGUGGCCAGACGGCCAUGAGACAGGGUGGCCCUUGGGCGACCUUGUCCGACUUCUGGACAGAAAAGCUACGGGGUCUUCUUGACGGUGCCAAACCGACGUCUUUUCUCAAAACGUCGAGCGCUCGGCUGAUUGAGCGCGUGGAGGAAUUUCUCAGUGAUGGUGGCCUGGCAGAAGUGCUUCGUGGUGUAGACAUCGCACAGCGCUGCCUCAUCCAUUCGGACUUCACGAUGAACAACUUGCUAUAUGACAAAGAAUCAAAAAAAGUCACUGCGUUGCUUGAUUUCGACUUUGCUUCCAUCAAUCACCCUGUCGAAGAGCACUACUUUGCUAGCUUCAGUGACGUCGGCGGAGGACUGCGCGCCCUGUCCCCGGCCAUGUAUCCCUGCGUCAUGUCGGACAAUUUUGAGCAACAACCAGCGAAUUUAUCUGACAAGGACAAGAAAAUCUGGGACAAAGCAAAAUAUUGGAAUGCUGCGAUUGCUGAAAGAAACGUCUUGAGGCCCAAGUCACUACCCGGCGUAGAGAAGAUUGAGGCACUGCGACGCCUGGAAGAGUCGCUGAGCAAAAUGCGCCAGGACAAGACUGCGUUACUGGAAAAGUACCCGGAUAUGGAUGGCAAGCAGAGUGAGACGGGCCCUCUUGCCAUUGUGCUACAGUUGUUGGACGCCCACCAUCAGGUGUGA